AUGUCAGAUGAGACAGAUCUGAAAAAGGUUUCAAUUCUCGCAUCAGCCCGAAAAGCAGCAGAGGCGGCAGAUCUUCCACAGAAAGCCCGAUACACUCCACCAUGGGCGGACAUGAGCAUCAUUGGUAUCGCUGGAUCUUCGGGCUCGGGGAAGACAAGUCUAGCUAUUGAGAUCGUUCAGUCUCUGAACCUGCCCUGGGUCAUCAUCUUGUCUAUCGAUUCGUUCUACAAAUCACUCACGCCCGAACAAAACGCCUUGGCGCAUCGUAAUGAAUGGGAUCUUGACUCUCCAGAGUCGAUCGAUUUUGACCUUCUAGUGGCAAAGCUUCUCAGCCUGAAGCAAGGAAAGAGAACCGAUAUUCCCGUCUACUCGUUCCAGCAACAUCAGAGGUUGGAGAAGACCGUUUCACUAUACUCGCCACAUAUUGUGGUUCUCGAAGGAAUCCUUGCUCUGCACGACCCAAGGGUGCUAGAGCUGCUCGACAUGAAGAUAUUCGUAGAGGCCGAUGCGGACGUGUGCUUGUCAAGACGCAUCGUCCGGGAUGUGAGGGAGCGAGGCCGCACCAUUGAAGGGACAAUCAAACAAUGGUUCAGAUACGUCAAACCAGUAUUCCAGAAGUACGUCGAGCCGCAACGAGAAACCGCAGACCUCAUUGUCCCACGAGGCAUGCAGAACAAGAUGGCGAUUCAGAUGAUCGUCAAUCAAACAAGACAGAUCCUCAAGGAGAAAUCCAUCAAGCAUAAUGCCGAGCUGGAAAGGCUGGGUCAACAAGUGGAUAUCUACAAGCUCCCUGAGAACGUGAUCGUACUUGGGGGCACACCACAAAUCACAGCCGUGUCAACGAUCCUACGGAAUCCAAUAACAGAUCAGGUCGAUUUCAUCUUCUAUUUCGACCGGUUGACGGCCUUGCUGAUCGAAAAAGCCCUGGACUGUCAUAACUACGUGGCUCAUGAAAUCUCCACCUCGCAGAAGUUCGCCUAUUCUGGCCUGAAAUCCGCGGGCACGAUUUCCGCUGUGGUCAUUCUCCGCGGCGGAAGUUGCAUGGAGACUGGUCUGAAGCGGACUCUGCCGGACUGUCUGACCGGGCGACUACUCAUCCAGUCCAACAUUCGCACUGGAGAACCAGAACUACACUACCUGAAAUUAUUCCCAGACAUCGGGGAGCACGAGACGGUCAUGCUUUUAGACCCGCAGAUGUCGAGUGGCGGAGCGGCGUUGAUGGCUGUAAAGGUCCUCGUGGAUCACGGAGUCGCAGAAGCGAGAAUCGUAUUCGUCACUUGUUUGGCCGGCCGUCGUGGCUUGAAGAGGCUGAUGACAGUGUUUCCCAAGAUCAAGGCUGUGGUAGCCAACAUUAUUGAGGACCACGAGAAACGAUGGGUUGAAGAAAAAUACUUUGGUUGCUAA
Cladophialophora yegresii CBS 114405 is the source of this 1404-nucleotide messenger RNA. Its product is annotated as uridine kinase. NCBI's taxonomy places the organism in Eukaryota, Fungi, Ascomycota, Eurotiomycetes, Chaetothyriales, Herpotrichiellaceae. Bases 1 to 1404 code for a protein of 467 amino acids. Gene Ontology annotation, molecular function: ATP binding; kinase activity. Gene Ontology annotation, cellular component: cytoplasm. The record is from RefSeq and is a predicted model, not a curated record. The transcript has a single exon.